AUGAACACCAUUAUCACCCAAGCAGAUUUAGAAUUUGAUCAGAAGCAUAUCUGGCAUCCUUAUGCGUCACUUACCAAUCCUUUAAAGGUUUAUCCUGUCACUAAAGCCAAUGGUGUUUACCUCCAUCUGCAGGACGGACGCGAGAUAGUCGAUGGUAUGGCAAGCUGGUGGUGUAUCCAACAUGGCUACAAUAAUCCGAGGCUUAACGCAGCAGCUAUUGAUCAAAUCAACUCCGUAUCUCACGUAAUGUUCGGAGGAAUUGCUCAUAAGCCCAGCAUCGAACUGUGCAAAAAAUUGGUACAGAUGUUGCCAGAUCCAUUGGAUUGUGUCGUCUUGGCUGAUUCUGGUUCUAUUUCCAUCGAUGUGGGUAUGAAAAUGGCACUUCAAUACUACAAUGCCAUUGGAAAGACCUCUAAAAACACGUUUCUUACUAUCGAGAAAGGAUUCCACGGUGAUGCAUUUGGAGCUUUGUCUAUUUGCGAUCCUAAAAACUCAAUGCAUACAUUGUACGGUGGUUUUGUUCCACAGAACCUUUUCAGUAAGGCACCUGAGGUUUACUUCCACAAUGAUGAUCCUAAUGUCGAACAAUUAGUCGAAGAGCUGGACGUAGCUCCAUUUGCUAAACUCUUGAGAGAGAAUCAUGAAUCCCUAGCGGGCGUCGUUAUGGAAUCUAUAGUUCAAGGUGCUGGAGGACUACGUAUUUAUCAUCCGCAUUUUUUGAAAAGAGUUCGCCAACUGUGUACGGAAUAUGACAUUCUUUUGAUUCUGGACGAAGUUGCAACGGGCCUUGGAAGAACCGGUAAACUGUUUGCAUUUGAACAUGCCGAUAUUAUCCCAGACAUUGUCUGCCUGGGAAAAGCCCUCACUGGUGGAUAUAUGACUCUCUCUGCCACUAUAAGUACUCGGAAAGUCAGUGAGGGCAUUUGCCAUGGUCCGGCUGGAAGAUUAAUGCAUGGGCAGACUUUCAUGGGCAAUCCACUUGCUUGUGCAGUAGCAAAUGAAAACAUGGCAAUAUUGAUGGAAGGAAAAUGGGAACAACAAGUUUCCCGCAUUGAAAAACAGCUAUUUGAAGAGCUCGCACCUUUAGAAAAACACCCUAAUGUCAGUGAGGUAAGAAUCUUGGGUGCUAUCGGUAUUGUUGAGGUCAAUCGCUUCCCGGUUAAAGUCGAAGAGUUACAGAAACGCUUUAUCGAGGCUGGGGCCUGGAUCAGACCAUUUAACAAGUGGAUCUACAUUUACCCUAUUUUUACAACUACCGCUGCUGAGCUGAGAGUUCUCAUCAAGGCAAUUGCUUCGGUAUUAGAUGACCUCUAA
Messenger RNA from Lachancea nothofagi CBS 11611, 1314 nucleotides. Lineage: Eukaryota; Fungi; Ascomycota; Saccharomycetes; Saccharomycetales; Saccharomycetaceae. The record is from the annotation of a GenBank genome assembly.